AUGCUGGAUCGGCAGCCUCUGGACAGCCUGGUCAAGGCUUCCGAUAGAAGGAUUCGUGAAGAUCGCAUACCAAUCCAGUCCACCGUGGAUACUGCUCGGCCUCAACGUAUUUUUGGACAACCCAAUGGAUUGUUACCUUCGAUUUCUCCUCCACCACCCCCGCCUGCUAUUUUAACUCGUUCCAUCCAACAAAAUGUGCCCACGCGUUUCUCCAGUCCAUUCUCACCCCCAGAGGACCAAAAUAACCCUGUAAAUCGUGGCAUGGGACAAGAAGGAGAAUUAGAUUCACAUGGGCCGCAUACAUCUACUUCAGGGCCACUAGACGGUGCUACGGCUUACCAACGCGUACUUCAGACGCAUUCAUCCGCCCGUCAAGUCAAUAUAAUUAGACAAAACACGCCCUUGCCGGAUUUUCAGGAAGAUUUUGAAGAAUCCGACACGGAAUCGCCGUCGCCUUCCAAGCGUCGCAUCGGUAGGGACUAUGGCCACCAAGCACCCAAGAAGAGGAUGAGAUCAGCUCUCAAUCAUAGCCAUGGCCAGAACUUGGAUGACGGUCGGUAUCUUUCCCAGGAACAACCCUCUCGACUGCACCUCAGGCAUCUCAAGCUAGUUUGCCUCAUGGUUAUUACUCGACAAGCUUGGAAGCCUACAUCGAAGCCCACCAAAGUGAAUGGAUUGCUGCGCAGAAGCGUUGGGAGACUUGUACAAUGGAAGAAUGGCAGAAUGCUCCAAAAGACUCUUACCCCUAGUCCCACGGUGACAGAGUUGACUGCGGAACUGGAGAGGGUGAUGGAUAUGGUCAAAACAUUCAUGGCGCAAGUGGUAUCUUUUGCGGCUGCACUUUAG
This is a messenger RNA of Rhizoctonia solani, 846 nucleotides long. RefSeq lists its product as uncharacterized. Lineage: Eukaryota; Fungi; Basidiomycota; Agaricomycetes; Cantharellales; Ceratobasidiaceae. The transcript has 5 exons. The coding region runs from base 1 to 846 and encodes 281 amino acids. The record is from RefSeq and is a predicted model, not a curated record.